This is a messenger RNA of Prorocentrum cordatum, 682 nucleotides long. NCBI's taxonomy places the organism in Eukaryota, Dinophyceae, Prorocentrales, Prorocentraceae. The record is from the annotation of a GenBank genome assembly.
GUGGCCGAGGACAUCCAGAGCGGCCGCGACGCGGCCGUGGCUGACUUCUGGGACGGCUUCCGGGACGUCGCCGAGUGCGCGCGAGGAGGGCGGUGCCUGCUCGCGGCCGAGUCCCUCUUCCGGUGCGAGCAGUUCUUCUAUCAGACGGGGAUGGAGAUCCCCUUCCUGCGGCCGAUGUCCGUGUGGGUGAACGCCACCUACCAGCCCAUGCCAGUCGAGGGUGCGAGAGGGGAAGUGCUGGUGCACAGCCGGGGGCGGCUGAAGUACGAGACGUUCUUUAUCAAGGGCGUGCAACGUAUGGCUGGGCCGGAGUUUCGCUUCGACAUUGUGGGCCAGGAGGGCCGCAUCGUGCCGUUCCGUGAGAUAGCCGGGUUCCACGCGGUGGUCGUGUUGCCCUGGUCGCCGGAGAUUUGCAUGUUGCGCCACCUGUUCAAGAUGAGGGUGCCCAUUUUCGUCCCAGACAGGUCAUUGCUCCGGAACCUCGUGCACGUCUCCAACAGGUCGGCCGUGGCGGAGGCCCACGAGUUCGACCCUUUUUUGGACACGGCGCGCCCCGCCGGCGACAUGGUUGGCCUGGAGGCGCGCGCCUACUGGGCGGAGUUCUCGGAGUACCUGCUGCUGCCGGCGCUGCACCGCUUCGCGGGCGCCGCCGAGCUGCUCGCGGCGCUGCACCGCAUGCGGG